Penicillium alfredii is the source of this 1341-nucleotide messenger RNA. RefSeq lists its product as uncharacterized. The transcript has a single exon. The record is from RefSeq and is a predicted model, not a curated record. NCBI's taxonomy places the organism in Eukaryota, Fungi, Ascomycota, Eurotiomycetes, Eurotiales, Aspergillaceae. Gene Ontology annotation, molecular function: cholinesterase activity. The coding region runs from base 1 to 1341 and encodes 446 amino acids.
AUGCAUCCAGCAAAUCAGCGGAUCCGGCGGAGAAUUCCUCGAACUGAUCAAACUCCCGCCCCGGCAGCCGGCGAGAGCGAGGACUGUCUCAACCUCAACGUCUUCACGCCGGCAUCCGCCUCUUCAACCGGGUCCAAGGCCGUGCUGGUCUGGUUCUAUGGCGGGGGGUUCGUAUACGGCGCGACUUCUGUGCCGUUGUAUGACGGGACGAGUUUUGCGGCGAACCAGGACCUGGUGGUUGUCACUGUCAACUACCGCACCAAUGUCUUCGGCUUCCCGGCGGAUAGCAAGAUUCCGGUGAAAGAACGGAACGUCGGGCUGCUGGACCAGCGGCUCGCGCUGGACUGGGUGCACCGCAAUAUUGCCAAGCUGGGUGGCGACCCGUCGAAAGUAACCCUCGUGGGCGAGAGUGCCGGAGGCUCGAGUGUCGAUGCUCUCGUCGUGUCUCCGCCUCACCCGGUCCCAUUCCGUGCAGCGAUCAUGGAGUCUGGGCAGUCGACGAUCAAGACGCCCCUGGACGCAGACCCCAAGACGUACACCAAGUCGUGGAAAUCCCUCGUCCACCUAGCCAAGUGUCCAUCCGAUGACGACGCCGUCGAGUGUCUCCGCAAACUGCCCGCACGCGACCUCAAACACCUCGUCGAGAAGAACUCCCUCGCCUUCGGUCCCGUCUCAGACGGUGGGCACACAUGGGCCGAGACACCACAGCUAGCUCGACAGCUUUCAACAGACAAAAUCUCCUCGAUCGCGCGCGUACCGGUCCUGAUAGGAAGCAACGCAGACGAAGACAAGCCGUUCGCAAUCGGUCAAAACGACACGCGCAAAUUCCUCGCCUCAAACGGCAUCCGCGGCGUCUACGCCGACAUGCUUCUCAAGGCCUACCCACUGGGCUCGCCAGGCGCGCACACUGAGAACGAUCGCAUCUCGUUGAUCGCCACAGACGCGUUCAUGCACUGCCCGGCACAGAAGUAUGCGAACCUUAGCGCCGGCGUCGGCAUCCCAACCUGGCGGUACUUUUUCAACGCCAGUUUCCCGAACAACGAGAUCUUUAAGGGGAGUGGGGCGUAUCACAGCGCGGAAAUCCAGUUUGUGUUUGGUACAUACCCGCAGGCUAAGGCGACGCCGUUCGAGCGCGAUGUUGGGCGCGUGAUGCAGACGGCAUGGGCGGAUUUCGCCAAGGAUCCGGUUAAGGGGCCUGGGUGGAAGCAGGAUCCUCAGGUUGCGGUGUUUGGGGAUGGUGUGAAAGCUGGCAUGAGUGCUGAGGGGAGGAAUGCUUUGCGGGUGGUUGAUUCGGGGUUUAUGGAUCGACGGUGUCGGCUGUAUCAGGAGUUGUAUCGAUGA